Penicillium expansum is the source of this 2706-nucleotide messenger RNA. RefSeq lists its product as uncharacterized. The transcript is spliced from 3 exons. The record is from RefSeq and is a predicted model, not a curated record. Bases 1 to 2706 code for a protein of 901 amino acids. Lineage: Eukaryota; Fungi; Ascomycota; Eurotiomycetes; Eurotiales; Aspergillaceae.
AUGAGUGCAGAGGUCUCGUGGUUGAGAGACCAGUCACCUAUUCAUCAUGGCACAAGGACACCAGUCCGCUCAUCUGAUACUCCAGAACCCAGCACCCCUACACUGGUAAACCCUGCCUCGGCUCUGCUACAGGGGCUACUGAAAGAAGAACGCGCACACCGAAGCUCCCGUGGAACCAUAUCGGAGGAUUAUAAAGAAAAUACUCCUCAAACCCCCGAGACCACGCGGAACCAGGAUGAUACCGCGUCAGAAAAAGCACGCAAAGCGAAUGACGUCUUCUCUGCUGGCCAGAGAAAACCGAAAGAAAUGGGGAUGCGGGAAAUGGACCAAUAUGUCUCGAAAAUGAACAAGCUCAAUUUCGAUUUGAAGCUCGAGGUCUUCCACCGCACGCAGCAGAUGGCUAUCCUUGAAAAGAAGCUGGAACGGAUGGUGGAGAUGGAAGAACAAUUGGCGCACAUGGACGAUUUGGUAGCAGAAGUGGAGGAGCUCCGAACUACCGAGAAAGACAACCAGAUCCUACGUGAAUCCAACGAGCAACUCCGUAUUGACCUCGAUAAGCGAGACCUGGCUGUUACCGAAGCCGUCGAGCUUAUCUGCCAAUUGGAAUCGAAACUUGACAUGCUGGAGAAUGGCGGCAGGGCCUCCAGGCAGUCAAUGUCACGCCCUAUGACCGCCGAUGGCUCCGAAGCCUUUGCACCACAAUCCCGGGCCAUGAUUGAAAUCCCAGAGAGAACCUCUUCCAAGCGAAAUUCAGGUGUCUUGAGCGUAGCUCAGCGCCAGACAUCUUCUGAGCUACGCAAGCUCUCGAAAGCGCCCUCCUUCCUACGCGCGGAUAACAAAAGUACUGCCACUUUGCGAAGCCUUUAUGCUCCUGAAGAAGAAACUCAGUCACGCUCUGCAAGGACUGAACUUUCGAAAUCGGAGAGCUUCCACACGACCACCGAGGUUAUGGAGCCCGAGUCUCCCAGAUUGAGCGUCCUAAGCGAAUGUAGUGAGCUGAAUCCGUUCGACACGCCUACGAGGUGGGAAGACUUUGAACAACUCGAGAUCCCUGUUCGGAGAUCGUUGUCGACCUCAGGCAGCUUGGAUAGCUAUGUUCCACCGAGUGGGCGGGAAGAAAGUAAAGAAGACCAGAUUGAUCGGUGGAUUCGGUCCCGCGAAGAAGUAAACCAGACUAUCAUCACGAGACGCCGAAACCGAGCAUCAUCUGAUGCCACUAAGGCUAGCAUCCCCAGCUUUACACCAGACUUGUAUGCUCCCAAGCCACGUGGACGCGGACGUCUGGAUGCAUCUCUCUUCGGAGGCGUCAGGCUUCCUCCCACUCCUGAUACUAUGAGCACGGCAUAUGCUACCGGUGCAAACCGAUCGGACGGGUCAAAUAGGUCGCAUAGGAGCAUUACAGCCCGAACGAGCUCACAGACCGAGCAAGAUUUGUUUUUCCCUGGCAGGCGGGUUAAUCGCCCGCGUUCUGCGGAAGAAAUGGCGAGUCGCUACAGCUUCAAUGGCAGUGAGGUUGACGACAGCAUGGAAACCAACUGCAGUGAUACUCCGCGCCUAGGAGUCACAGCUCACGAGUCGCGCACUAUCUUGCCCUCCUUCAGCACUGUUUCCUCUAAAGCCAGUGCGCUUCUUGGGCCCGGAAGCCCCAACAACCCUGCUAUUGAGACCUUUGGAGAUAGAUACCACACAAAUGCCAACCAAGCAUCAACCCCAACAAUUAAACGUGUCCGUAGCCCAACUAAGGCUAUGACUCCGGAGCCGCGCACCAAUGAUCGCGACUCUUCAUCGCCACUCACACCUCAAGACUGGGUUGCCGCUGCAAAGCAGGGUCCACGGUCUCGCAAGCCCAAGCCGCGUGAGACCCGCCACGAAGUUCAACAGACAGAAAUGUCACCACGCACUGUCAUCAGUCCAGCUACAUUCCAUGAUGAUAGUAGCAUUGCUUCGGAUCCAACCGAGCCCGAGGUCACUGGUAUCCCAACUCUUGACAUGACCACUCUGGACAUCCUUGAACAACCCCUCGACCUCGCCCAGUCGAAGCCCAAGCCCGAAGCCAACCCCGAGCCCCGUCGACGCCUCAGCUUCAUACCCCCAUUCUUCAACCGCUCAGCCAACAACCCCCGUCGACUACAAGGCUCCCCGACUCCAAACGAUUUCGAAGACGACGAUGAAGACGGCGCCCCAUCCCCGGUAAUCCCCAAAACCAGGACAAUGGGCGGCGCCUCCCGAAGACCCAGGUCCCAAAUCAUCACCGCCCCAACUGACCUAUACUCCUCCAACCCCCCAAUCCACAAUGAUGAAUCGCUCUCAGCCUUUAGACCGCGAGGAGUUCCGCAAUCCUUGACAAUGUCAACACUUGCCGACCAACCCGGCUCUGCAACAGUCUCAGGACGCCCCUCCACAUCUCAUGGCAUUGACGUUGAACACAAGCGGCGCAGCUCACUGGGCAUCUUCGGCUGGAUGAAGAGUAAACGCUCUGAUUCAGUGUCUAUUCCGGGGACAGAGAAAUCCAAUGACUCUACGCAAAAAGAGAACCGCGCUCCCUCGCGUCUAGCCUACGAAACUACUCAUGGACUUGGGAUCCCCCGUGGCGACACGCCGGACUCAAUGGAGGCCCAUGUCAGACCUCACUCUGAGAUGGCUGUUUAUGCUGAUGACUAUGCGAGACGGCCUCGGUAUGUGGGUCGUCGUGCCCGCAGGGGCUGA